Cladophialophora bantiana CBS 173.52 is the source of this 1218-nucleotide messenger RNA. RefSeq lists its product as uncharacterized. The transcript has a single exon. The coding region runs from base 1 to 1218 and encodes 405 amino acids. NCBI's taxonomy places the organism in Eukaryota, Fungi, Ascomycota, Eurotiomycetes, Chaetothyriales, Herpotrichiellaceae. The record is from RefSeq and is a predicted model, not a curated record.
AUGCUCGCAAGAACCCCUAGGGCAGCUCUUCGCUCAGGUCGGGCGUUGAGAGUCCGCCAGCCAGUCCAAUUCUCUUCGCAUUCUCGCAACGCCCGCUUCCAGUCCACGGGCCCCGCCAAAACUGCUAGCGAUGCCUCGUCGUCUUCAGGCCAAGCUCUCCUGGGGGGACUGGCUGGUGGCACCUUUGCCUUCGUGCUGGGAUACAUGUGGUAUCAAUUCUCUGGUGCAAAAUCAGCGCUGAACACGAUACACUCGACCAAGGCUUACGUUGAGAACGCCUUCAAGAAGACUACUCAGAACGCCCCCGAGCCGAACCAAGCUAUCCAAUGGCUGGAGGAGACGGUACAAAGCUACACAAGGAUGAUUCCGGGAGCUUCAAAAUACGUCGACUCUGCCUUUGAUGUGGACAAAGUCCGGGAGAAGCACGGAGACGAGGUGGACCAAAUCAUCAAUGACACCUACGGAAAGCUGAAGGGCGUCACCCAAAAGGGAUUCAGCAUAGAAGCGCUCGUUGAAGCUUGGGGAAUCCUUGAAGAUUGCUUCAAGCGAAUCAGCAGCCUGGCUGCUAGCGCUGGGCAGGACAUCUUGGACAACCACCCUCAAAUAAAGAGCCAGUUUGGGGACAGAUUCCAACAGUUGCAGCAGAUGGGCGAGCAGUACGGUCCAGAAGCCAAGAAGGCAGUUGACGAGACGUGGCAGCAAGCGCGCAGCAUUCUUGCCGGCGGCGUCAGCUUUUCGACCGUGCAGAAAAUUCAAGAUCUAAUGCAGGACAAGACACAACAGCUGAGGCAGUACGGCGACCAAGCCUGGCAAAAGGGCAUGGAGCAAGCCAAACCAUUGUUGGACAAACAACCGCAAAUGAAGAAGCUCAUUGAGGAGAACAAGUCCAAGCUGCUUCGGGGAGACUUGGGUCAGUUGUGGCAGAGGAUGCAUGAGGCGGCUCAGUCAGGAAAUACAAACGAUCUUCAAAAUUUCGUGAAGGAGCAAGUGGACAAGGCCUCAGAAGGUGCCGGGGGUGGAAUUGAGCAGUUGCUCAACAUCAUGCCUGGUGGAUCAGAGAUUGGGCCGAAGUUGCAGCAGUUGCAGGAACUGAGUCAGAAGCACGGACAGGAGGCAGAGAAGUUGGUCAGAAGUGCCAUUGAAGAUGUGAAGAAGGUGUUGUCCAAGAAGGUCGAAGAAGGGCAGCAAUUGAAGGAGAAGGUCAAGUCGGAGGCAUAA